Molecule: messenger RNA, 315 nt
Organism: Fusarium verticillioides 7600
Lineage: Eukaryota; Fungi; Ascomycota; Sordariomycetes; Hypocreales; Nectriaceae
Exons: 4
Coding region: 1-315 (104 amino acids)
Source: RefSeq, a predicted model, not a curated record
AUGCCCUCGGAGGUUGGCAGGGGAGCAAGUCGUGGUGCAAGGAGUCGACGCCAUCGAGAAGUUGAGACAACGACGCUUGGGCAAUCUACUAUUUACGCUGUACCUUAUCCAUGGGUAGUGGUGCAAUUACUGCGUUCAGUGACUACAAGACCAGCCGGGGAAGAUAUCCUCAAGCGUCCAGUCCUUGCUCUAGUAUUGCAGCGGCACCUCAAAGCCCUUGCGGUCACAGGAUGCAUGCUCGCAUCCAAUCUAGAUGCUUCAAAGGUCUCCGAGGACACCAUGUCUGGGAUCUCAUCCACGAUAAACAUCUACUGA